This is a messenger RNA of Piliocolobus tephrosceles (Ugandan red Colobus), 1888 nucleotides long. RefSeq names its product lysosome associated membrane protein 3 (gene LAMP3). The record is from RefSeq and is a predicted model, not a curated record. Gene Ontology annotation, cellular component: lysosomal membrane; late endosome membrane; plasma membrane. Gene Ontology annotation, biological process: establishment of protein localization to organelle. NCBI's taxonomy places the organism in Eukaryota, Metazoa, Chordata, Mammalia, Primates, Cercopithecidae. The transcript has 6 exons. The coding region runs from base 84 to 1334 and encodes 416 amino acids.
CCGGCACAGGUAGGUUUCUCCGCACCGGUUCGGGGCCUGCCCGCACCUCGCCGCGCACUGCAGAACCUCGCCCAGCGCCCACCAUGCCCCGGCAGCUCAGCGCGGCUGCCGUGCUCUUCGCUUCCCUGGCCGUAAUUUUGCACGAUGGCAGUCAAAUGAGAGCAAAAGCAUUUCCAAAAACCAGAGAUUAUUCUCAACCUACUGCAGCAGCAACAGGACAGGACAUAGCAAAACCUGUCCAGCAACCAGCUAACCAAGCGCCUCACCAAACUUUAGCAGCAAGAUUAAUGGAUGGUCACAUCACCUUUCAAACAGCGGCUACAAUAAAAACUCCAACGACGACUCCAGUAACUACAAAAAACACUCCAACCACCAGCCCAAUUAUCUACACCCUGGUCACAACCCAGGCCACAUCCAACAACUCACACACAGCUCCUCCACUUACUAAAGUUACAAUCGGCCCCAGCUUAGCCCUUUAUUCACUGCCACCCACCAUCACACCACCAGCUCAUACAACUGGAACCAGUUCAUCAACCGUCAGCCACACAACUGGGAACGCCACUCAACCCAGUAACCAGACCAUCCUUCCAGCAACUUUAUCCAUAGCACCACACAAAUGCACAACCGGUCAGAAGCCCGUUCAACCCACCCACGCCCCAGGAACAACAGCAGCUGCCCACAAUACCACCCGAACAGCCGCACCUGCCUCCACGGUUCCUGGGUCCACCCUUGCACCUCAGCCAUCUUCAGUCAAGACUGGAAUUUAUCAAGUUCUAAAUGGAAGCAGACUCUGUAUAAAAGCAGAGAUGGGGAUACAGCUGAUUGUUCAAGACAAGGAAUCGGUUUUUUCACCUCGGAGAUACUUCAACCUCGACCCCAACGCAACCCAAGCCUCUGGGAACUGUGGCACCCGAAAAUCCAACCUUCUGUUGAAUUUUCAGGGAGGAUUUGUGAAUCUCACAUUUACCAAGGAUGAAGAAUCAUAUUAUAUCAGUGAAGUGGGAGCCUGUUUGACUGUCUCGGAUCCAGAGACAAUUUACCAAGGAAUGAAGCAUGCAGUGGUGAUGUUCCAGACAGCGGUCGGGCAUUCCUUCAAGUGCGUGAGUGAACAGAGCCUCCAGCUGUCAGCCCACCUGCAGCUGAAAACAACCAAUGUCCAACUUCAAGCCUUUGAUUUUGAAGAUGACCACUUUGGAAAUGUGGAUGAGUGCUCGUCUGACUACACAAUUGUGCUUCCUGUGAUUGGGGCCAUCGUGGUUGGUCUCUGCCUUGUGGGUAUGGGUGUCUAUAAAAUCCGCCUAAGGUGUCAAUCAUCUGGAUACCAGAGAAUCUAAUUGUUGCCCGGGGGAAAUGAAAAUGAUGGAAUUUAGAGAAUUCUUUCAUCACUUCCAGGAUGGAUGUUGGGAAGUUCCCUUAGAGUGUGGGUCUUUCAGACAAUGUAAACCACCAUCUUCUACUCAAACCAAGUGAGUCAUGUGUGAUUUAAGUUCAGGCAGCAUAUCAAUAUCUAUAUACUUUUUGUUUAUUUUAUGAAAGAUAUAGUAAGCUGUUUAUUUUCUAGUUUCCUUUAGAAUAUUUUAACCACUCAAAGUCAACAUUUGAGGUAUGUUGAAUUAGCAUAAUACAUGUAAAGUAGAAUAAGCCUUCACAUUAUAAACCAAGGGUCAGUUGUAACUGAUACUACCUGUGUUUGCAUUGAAGAUUUUAUUUUACCCUUAAUCUUAAAAGAAAUGCCCUUGCUUUGUUUAUCAAAUGGACUUUCAGUGCUUUUACUAUCUGUGUUUUGUGGUUUCAUGUAACAUACAUAUUCCUGGUGUAGCACUUAUCUCUCUUUUUCCACUUUACAUUUUUUGUUUUUGUUUUUUGAGACGGAGUUUCACUCUUGUCA